Molecule: messenger RNA, 1359 nt
Organism: Anisakis simplex (herring worm)
Lineage: Eukaryota; Metazoa; Nematoda; Chromadorea; Rhabditida; Anisakidae
Source: the annotation of a GenBank genome assembly
AUGGCCUCUUUGUUAUGCCGUCAACUUUUUGGUUCAACAACUCGUUCUCUGAAAUGCACUCGAUUCAUUCACGCAACAUUGUCGCGAUUUCUUCCAACCGUCCAAUUCAAACUCUCAGAUAUUGGCGAGGGUAUCGCAGAAGUUCAGGUGAAAGAAUGGCAUGUGAAAGUGGGUGAUCGUGUUUCACAGUUUGAUGAUCUUUGCGAAGUGCAAAGUGAUAAAGCAACUGUUACGAUCACGAGUCGCUAUGAUGGUAUCAUUAAGAAACUUUAUUACAAUGUAGAUGACGUUGCUAAAGUAGGAAGUACGCUAAUCGAUAUCGAGGUAGAAGAUGACGCUGGAUCUGAAGACGUUUCCGCAUCUGAUAAAACUGCUGAUGCAGCCCAUUCAGAAGAAGCACCUAAACCUGAAAGUGCAUCAUCGAGUACACCAGAGGCACCUCAAACUCUUGGAAAGGCAGUCGCCGCUCCCGCUGUUAGACGAAUCGCAAUGGAACAUAAGGUUGAUCUGAGCAAAGUUCAUGGUACUGGUAAAGACGGUCGUGUUCUUAAGGAAGAUAUUCUUAGAUUCAUUGGACACUUACCAGAAGUAUCUCCAGAGGUUCCUUCUGCAAAGCAAACACCAUCAUUAGAGGCAGUUAAAGUGACGACGCCCUCUAAGAAGUUUUCACCUCUGAAAGCUGAUGAAACGAAACCGAUUCGUGGUUAUACACGCGCAAUGAUUAAGUCAAUGAGUGAAGCGCUCAAAAUUCCACAUUUUGGUUACAAUGACGAGAUCGUGAUGGACAAAUUAAUUGAAAUGCGUAACCAACUGAAAGAAUUAUCGAAAGAUCGUGGCAUCAAAAUGACGUAUACUCCAAUUUUCAUCAAAGCAUACUCACUUGCUCUUCGGCAAUUUCCAGUUAUCAACGCAACCGUUGAUGCAAAACUUGAAAAUAUUACUUAUAAGGCUUCGCAUAAUAUUUGUGUGGCAAUGGACACACCAGAUGGAUUAAUAGUACCAAAUAUAAAGAACUGUGAGCAACGCAAUAUUUGGGAAAUUGGUGUGGAGUUGAACAGGCUCAUGGAAGAUGCACGCAAGGGUGCAGUUGCUCCGAGUGAUCUUGCUGGAGGCACUUUCACAAUCUCGAAUAUAGGCGCCAUCGGUGGAACUUACGCUGGUCCUAUAAUCUUUCCACCGCAAUUGGCUAUUGUUGCACUCGGUAAAAUGCAACGUGUACCGCAUGUUGCUGAUGAUGACAGUUUUUGUGUGGUAAAUAAGGUGAAGUUAUCGUAUGCAGCCGAUCAUCGCUUUGUAGACGGUGCCACUGUAGCACGUUUUAGCAACACCUUCAAAAUGUACAUCGAAAAUCCGAAUCUG